AAAUCGAGCCGGAGGUGGAUGCGUUCCUGCGGGAGCUGCGGGAGAGGGUGCACAUCGGCGUGGUGGGAGGCUCCGACUACGCCAAGAUCGCCGAGCAGCUGGGGGACGGGGAUGAAGUCAUCGAUAAGUUUGACUACGUCUUCGCAGAGAACGGCACGGUGCAAUACAAACACGGGCAGCUGGUCUCCAAGCAGGCCAUUCAGGACCACCUGGGGGAAGAGCUGCUGCAGGAUCUAAUCAACUUCUGUCUCAACUACAUGGCACUGCUGAAGCUGCCCAAGAAACGAGGAACCUUCAUUGAGUUUCGCAACGGGAUGCUGAACAUCUCCCCCAUCGGACGGAGCUGCACGCCGGAGGAGCGAAUCGAGUUCUCCGAGCUGGACAAGAAAGAGCGGAUCCGGGAGAAAUUUGUGGCAGCCUUGCAGAGGGAGUUUGCUGGCAAAGGCCUGCGUUUCUCUCGAGGUGGCAUGAUCAGCUUUGACGUCUUCCCGGAGGGCUGGGACAAGCGCUACUGCCUCAACGUGCUCGACGACGAGAGAUUUGAUACCAUCCACUUCUUUGGGAACGAGACGACCCCUGGAGGGAACGAUUAUGAAAUCUAUGACGAUCCCCGCACGGUGGGGCACAGCGUCCAGUCCCCCCAGGACACGGUUCAGCGCUGCCGCAAAAUCUUCUUCCCAGAGAGAGCGAACGAGUGCUGACUGCCAGCUCCCCGCAGCCCUGCCCCGGCCCCCUGCCAGGAAAAGCACCUUCGCUGGAGAAACCUGCUCAGGGUAGACUGAAAAA
Eurypyga helias (sunbittern) is the source of this 786-nucleotide messenger RNA. It is a transcript of the gene PMM1, whose product is annotated as phosphomannomutase 1. Gene Ontology annotation, molecular function: phosphomannomutase activity. Gene Ontology annotation, biological process: GDP-mannose biosynthetic process; protein N-linked glycosylation; mannose metabolic process. Lineage: Eukaryota; Metazoa; Chordata; Aves; Eurypygiformes; Eurypygidae. The record is from RefSeq and is a predicted model, not a curated record. The annotation marks the transcript as partial. Gene Ontology annotation, cellular component: cytosol. The transcript is spliced from 7 exons.